GUUAUAAAAUAUGUCUUCAUAAAUGUUACUGCCUCGCUGUUAACAUUACACUGUUGUUCGUGAUAUCAUUUAAUUUCGCAGCUGUUGCACCGGGAAAUAGCACGCAUCUUGAGGGCGUUUAUACAAAAAUUGACCAGGAUCACACGCUAUAUAAUAACAUACGAUACCUAAGAAGCACCUCCUUCGCCAGUAGGUCCUAACGCGCGGACAUGGCAUCGACAGAUGGGCGCCGCGACAAGUCUUCUGGCAGCGGCCGGCAACAAAACCCUCAAGAAGGCCGACCGCUACAACUUGUGACUCACGAUGCAUCAACGGGGCAGUUUUCCCUUGGCGAGGAGGCGAUUUCGGUCCUAAAAUGCAUCAAAGCUCCGCUUGCCGUCGUUGCGGUGUGCGGACGGGCUAGGACUGGUAAAAGCUACAUCCUUAACCAGCUGCUCGGUACAGCUGGGGCCGGAUUCGAAGUCGCAAGUUCGUACAAACCCUGCACUAAAGGCCUGUGGAUGUGGUCCCACCCUAUUCGCCGCACCGCCCUAGACGGCAGCAACUAUUACCUGGUGCUCGUGGACACGGAGGGCAUCGACGCAUACAACCAGACGACCCAGGACGGCGUGUCGCUGUUUAGUCUGGCGGUGCUGCUGUCCUCGCUCUUCGUGUUCAACCAGAUGGGCGGUAUCGACGAGGCGGCUCUGGACCGGCUGGCGCUGGUGACGGAGCUCACUCGCCGCAUCCGGGUGCGCACCAGCGGCGGGAGGACACCCACCUCCUCCUCGGGAGGCGCGGAGCCGGGGACGUCAUCAGGAGGGGCGGCAGGCGGCGGCGGAGGGGGCGGCAGCGGAGGGAAGAAGGGACAGGCGGCAGCGGCAGCGGCGCCUGAACCCCUGGAGGACAUCUCCGCGCUGUCCGAGUUCACGCCCUCCUUCAUGUGGCUGCUGCGGGACUUCUACUACGACCUGCAGGACAACGGAGUCAAGCAAUCCGCCCGGGACUACCUGGAGACGGCGCUCAUGCCCACACCGGGCAAGGGGCCCGCAGUGGAGGCCAAGAACGCGAUCCGCGAGUCCAUCAAGUCGCUGUUCCCCGACCGCGACUGUGUGACGCUGGUGCGGCCGGUGACGGAGGAGGAGGCGCUUCGCAACCUGGAGUCGCUGCCGCAUGAGCAGCUGAGACCCGAGUUUGUGCAGGGUGUAGCCCGGCUGACCGCCACCAUCCACGCGCGCGCGCAGCCCAAGCGGCUAGGCACGCAGCUGCUGACGGGACCGCUGCUGGCGGGCAUGGCAGCUGCCUACGUCAAGGCGAUAAACCAGGGGGCGGUGCCCACCAUCUCGACCGCAUGGCAUAAUGUUGCCGAGUCGGAGUGCCGCGCUGCCUGCUACGCCGCCGAGGACGCCUACCGGGCCGCCUUCAACCCCAACACGCCGGCGGACGAGCAAGCGCUGGCGGAGGAGCACCAGCGCGCCCUGGCGGCCGCCACCUCGGCCUUCAAGGAGCGGGCGGUGGGCGACCCGGCGCUGCAGGCCCGCUACAAGCAGCGCUUCGUGGCCGCAUGCAACAUGGCGUUCGAGGCGCUGCGGGAGCGGCGGUUGGCGGCGGCAGCAGAGACACUGGAGCGGCUGCUGGGGGAGCUGGCGGGCAAGCUGCAUGCGGACACCCGGCUGCGCGAGCUGGACUACCGGGAGGUGGCUGCCAGCGUGGAGGCGGGCGUGUCGGGGGUGGUGGCGGCCACGGUGGGGGCAGCCAGGUGGCCGCGACUGCUCGCAUUCUGCCACGCGCAGUACGCGGCGCUGGGCGGCGAGCUGUUUGAGCGGCAGACGGCGGCGGCGGCGUUCGAGGCGCAGCGGGUGCAGCUGGCGGCGCAGACGAGUGCGGCGGAGAUGGAGAGGCUGAGGGCGGAAAACGCGGCGCUCAAGGCCCAACUGGACGCCGCCAACAAGCGGGCCGAGGAGGCCGCUGCGGCGCGGGAUGCGGCCCUCAGCAGCGCCCGCAGCGGUGCAGGCGGCAAGGGGAGCUGGGACUCGGAGUUUGACACCAAGCCGCGCGGCUGCUUGGGAUGCUAGUGAGCUACGGUAGUCCGCUUUGUGAUGACAGGGUGGGGGUGGGGGGGCAGGAGGUGAUGCGUGGAGCGGCAUGUGUUUUUGUGGGAUUGUGGCAGGCUGAGGCGCAAAAAGUCCUUUAACUGUACUGGUUGGGUCGUCCCGGGAUGCAGCGCGCGUUACUAAGCUGUGUUGUGGGAAGGCAUAUUAGGACACUCGUGCAGAGAUGAACCUCCUCCGAACGGCAUGCGUAUAUGGCCUAAUGGUAUAUGGCCUAAUACAUCUUUUGGUAAAAUGUUACCAGUUCCAGUUGACACCUUGACGACAGGCGUACGGCAGUCGUCUGACAUGGCUGCAUGGUCAACAUGUGGACAGCAGCACAGGUGGGUCUCCUGGCGGAGCCGUACUGCGCAACCGCCGCCGCCCUGCUGCUCAACGUUGGACCGCUUACACCUGCCGUACACCGGUAACAACAG
Astrephomene gubernaculifera is the source of this 2506-nucleotide messenger RNA. NCBI's taxonomy places the organism in Eukaryota, Viridiplantae, Chlorophyta, Chlorophyceae, Chlamydomonadales, Astrephomenaceae. The record is from the annotation of a GenBank genome assembly.